Molecule: messenger RNA, 300 nt
Organism: Parastagonospora nodorum SN15
Lineage: Eukaryota; Fungi; Ascomycota; Dothideomycetes; Pleosporales; Phaeosphaeriaceae
Exons: 1
Coding region: 1-300 (99 amino acids)
Source: RefSeq, a predicted model, not a curated record
AUGCGCUUCACCAUCCUCCCCGUCCUAGCGCUUGCCGCCUCUGUCCUCGCCGCCCCAGCUCCGAUCUCCGAUUGCGAGUCUCUCAAGUCCCUCGCCAUCCUCCCAGGUGGCAAACUCUUUUGCGCGACAAACCAUCCCAACUCUGACGCUGUCGAAGCUCCUGUUGAUGGCACACCCAAGAACAAUGCAAAGCGCUUCCAGGAAGACAAUGAAAGGAUCAUGAGGGUGUUGGGAGGAAUGCCGGAACAGAGGCAGAAGGCUUUCUGUGCCUGCUAUCCAGCGAAGCCUGCUUCUGAUUAG